GAGACGCUGCUGGCACGCGGGGAGAUGCAGCGCGGAGCGGGGCACUUUUCCAACAGCUCCUCCGGCGGGAGAGCCAGCGGCAGGCUCCCCUCGGCUUCCUCGGGCCGCCGCCAUGCAGCGAGGCAGGGUGCUGGCGGCGCUGCUGUGCGCCGCGCUGCUCCCGCUCCCCUCGGACGCCGCCAAAGCUCCCAAACGGCCGGCUCGGCCCCGGAGCUGCGGCGAGCGGCCCGAGGAGCUGCUGGAGCAGCUGUACGGGCGGCUGGCCGCCGGCAUGCUCAGCGCCUUCCACCACACCCUGCAGCCCGAGCCGCCCGGCCGCCAGCACAACGCCAGCUGCCCGGCGGGGGCACGGCCGGCCGGCGACAAGAAGCUCCGGCUGCCCGUCAACCUGCGCAGCGCCUCGCCCUGGGCGUACAGAAUUUCAUACGACCCCACGAGAUACCCUAAGUACAUUCCUGAAGCGUACUGUCUGUGCAAGGGCUGCCUCAUGGGGAUCUUUGGCGAGGAGAAUUUUCACUUCCGCAGCACCCCCGUGUACAUGCCCACUGUCAUCCUCCGCCGCACCUCGUCGUGUGCCGGGGGCCGCUACGUGUACACGGAAGACUACGUCACUAUCCCAGUGGGCUGCACUUGUGUCCCUGAGCAAGAGAAAGAGGCCGAAAGCGUAAAUUCCAGCAUAGAUAAGCAAGAAAUGAAGUUGCUCGUAAACCAGAACAAGCCAUCAUCAGAAUGAAGAGUGUAUGAAGAAUCACCUGUACAGGAUUCACAUCAUUUCACCACCUCAGGAAACUGCAUGACAGCAGAGAACACACCGGCUUACCCUGAUUCUCUACUCACAGUUAUUUCAGUUAUAAGAUGGAAAUUUUUGUCAGGUCACUCAGAUCUUUAGCGACAGCAAUUCAUACCAAGAACUUCUUUAGCUCAUGUGAGUAUUUGUUGCAAAUUCCAGUGUAGCUUCUUUUUUUUUUCUUUUCCUUAGAGCAGAACAUUUUAUUCUUGCUUAUUCACAGUAAAUUUUAGGUGAUGCAAAUGUACGACAUGCUGCCUAUUACUAUAGCAGACUACUGGUUGUAGAUAUUUUGAAGGAGUCUCUUAUAUUCUACUUUUAAAUACUUUUAUAUAAAGAUCAUACAGCCACCACACACGUGUCAAGUCAGCAGUUAAAAGGAUGUUUUUUCAGGCAGGGAGAGCCUUCCUCGAUACUGCAUAUCUCAACUCAAAGCAGCGUUCUUGGCUGUUACACCUUUGGCUGUUUAUACACUACAGAACGAGAACCUUCACCGUGCUGGAGUCAUUCAUGAAACAACGUCCUACGAGUGCUGUUUUUAAACUUGCCAAAUUGCUAAGGGUACAAAACUGUUGAGAAAAAGCAUGCUAGAAUAUUAUAAAAGUGCAGCGGACUUUUCUGGUGUGGACUAUGUCUAAUUGCAGAGAAAAUAUCCAUUAGAAAAAACAAAGCUUGGUUCCCAAGAGUUCUGUAUUAGAUUUCAUUCACCAUUAACUGCUUGCUGUUUCUUGUGUUCUGUGAAGUUGAAAGGCCAAAACGUUUUUCAUGUUAGGAGAGGAAAUUCUGCAUUAAAAAAUCAAGUACAAAGUGUAGGCUUCAUUCACGUACCUGCAGAUGAGUAAACAAUCUACAUGCUUAACAUUUAGAUGGUACAGAGGUCACUAAAGUGAGUCCAGACAACUCAAACUUGUUAAAUCCAAAUGAUUUAUACCAUUAGUGCUGCUCGUUUUCCCCUGAGUUACCAGUAGCAGACAAUCACCUGCAAAAACAGUCUUCCGUCUUUGCAGCCUACAGGAGCUUGGGGGCAAGACCUAACUGCAAACCCUCGGUACACAAAAACCCAUGUUUCCAGAGCGAGGGUCCGAAGGCUGACUUAGUUGAGGGAAUGAUAAUCAGGAAUAGCAUACCCCGCAUGACCACAACUGCUUAGAGAGCUGCAAUCACCAAAGCUGAUAAAUCUCAGAAUGAACAGCAGAGUGUCUUUUAACAGUCGAAUGAUCGUGACUGCAAUGUCAUUGCAAAACAGAAUAAAUACCGUAUGUGACAUGGUAUUUGCUACAUCGAGAAUUUCCAAAUUGGGCUUAGUUCACAUGGAGGAAGCCCCUACUGUACACAAUGGCACAUUCACUACUUCGGGCUGUCAUUGGAUGAAGAAUGGAAAGACUACAAGCCGAACAGAAUUAACAAGCUAAUAGAGAAUUAAAAUCAUAUGACAACUUCUUGUCUUGGUGGGUAAUUACUGACUGUGCCCCUUAUGACUCAGUACAGCAUAAUAGUAUUUUCAUAGUGCAAUCUGUCUAGCUUCUUACAAAGCUUAAAACAACUUUAAGAGCUUCAGAAACCAAUAAAAGGAAGAUUCCCAUC
Messenger RNA from Cygnus atratus (black swan), 2371 nucleotides. It is a transcript of the gene IL17D, whose product is annotated as interleukin 17D. Gene Ontology annotation, biological process: inflammatory response. Bases 113 to 733 code for a protein of 206 amino acids. Gene Ontology annotation, cellular component: extracellular region. The record is from RefSeq and is a predicted model, not a curated record. The transcript has 3 exons. Lineage: Eukaryota; Metazoa; Chordata; Aves; Anseriformes; Anatidae. Gene Ontology annotation, molecular function: cytokine activity.